AUGGCGACCUUCAUUGCCGCGACGAAGCGGCCAUUUCUCACAUUGCCAUUCCUUAUUCCCUCCUUGUCGGAUUCGCUGGCUUUAGGCUUCCGACGAAACCAAUCUUCAUACCGACGAACCAAGCAGCGACUACGUGUGAAGCCAGACUCCUCAUUUGACCCGUCUAACCUGGGUCACGAUCACAUUAUCCACAACCCGCCAUCGAGUGCUCCAAAUGCCUACCACACCCCAUCCAAAUUCCUGCCAGCCGAUGAUGUUCGGAAAGCAUCAAUCCUCUCUUCCACUGCGACCCCCAAUGCCGACGAUCUUCCCGGUGUCUACAAGUCCGUGCCCGAAAGGAAAUACCACCUCUCCCCUUCGGAUAUUGAAGAAAUCCGCAAACUCCGCAUGAACGAUCCCAUGACCUGGAGCCGAAACAAGCUCGCCAAACGGUUUGAAUGCUCGCCCGUUUUUAUUGCCAUGGUUUGCCAGGCAAGCCCAGAGAAGAGAGAGAUCCAGGCCCGGAUCUUGGAGGCCGUGCAAUCGCGAUGGGGACCCAAGCGCCGCAUGGCCAGAGAGGACCGUCAACUGCGGCGCGAGGCCUGGGGACGAGAUGCAUAG
Molecule: messenger RNA, 600 nt
Organism: Penicillium psychrosexuale
Lineage: Eukaryota; Fungi; Ascomycota; Eurotiomycetes; Eurotiales; Aspergillaceae
Product: mitochondrial 54S ribosomal protein mL58
Exons: 1
Coding region: 1-600 (199 amino acids)
Cellular component (GO): mitochondrial large ribosomal subunit
Molecular function (GO): structural constituent of ribosome
Source: RefSeq, a predicted model, not a curated record